This is a messenger RNA of Punica granatum (pomegranate), 1066 nucleotides long. NCBI's taxonomy places the organism in Eukaryota, Viridiplantae, Streptophyta, Magnoliopsida, Myrtales, Lythraceae. The record is from RefSeq and is a predicted model, not a curated record.
UUGCUUCUUCGUCCUCACCACCCCCCCUCCCUCCCUCUCUCUCUCUCUCUCUCUCUCUCUCUCUCUCUCUCUCUAAUCUCUGCAACGGCAGCUUCUUGCGCUCCGGCAGCCGCUGCAUCUCUGCCCAGAAGAGCAGGAAACGGAAAAGUUCAUCGACGGUGUCGGAUAGAUCGCCGGGGAUGUCUUCAGCUCAGGAUCCCUUUUACAUCGUCAAAGAGGAGGUUCAAAGAUCUAUCGAUAAGUUGCAGUCGAAUUUUCACCGAUGGGAGCGUAUUCCUUCCGAUAGUGUAGAGCGAGGGCAGCUCACCAGGGAGCUACUCUCUAAUUGCGAGAGCAUCGAGUGGCAGGUGGAUGAAUUGGAUAAAACAAUUACAGUGGCAGCUAGAGAUCCGACUUUAUAUGGCAUCAAUGAAGUCGAACUUGAGAAACGGAGGAGGUGGACCAGCACUGCCCGGACUCAGGUUGGAGCUGUGAAAAAAGCCAUAGUAGUUGGGAAGGAAUUGAGUAUCUCGAGCGCUACCAGUGCCAGUGGGAUGCGCCGGGAACUACUGAGGCUUCCAGAUUCUCACCAGCCAGACAGAUCCAACCACUACCAUGAUAAUGAUGAUUUCAUAGCAUCAGAAUCGGACAGACAGAUGCUCCUUAUAAAGCAACAGGAUGAGGAGUUGGAUUUACUUAGUGCCAGCGUGGAGAGAAUUGGAGGCAUUGGACUCACUAUACACGAUGAGCUCAGUGCACAGGAUAAGAUUAUUGAUGAUCUGGGCACGGAAAUGGACAGUACGUCAAACCGCCUUGACUUUGUUCAGAAGAAGGUUGCAAUGGUCAUGAAGAAGGCCAGUGCUAAGGGCCAGAUCAUGAUGAUCCUGUUCUUACUCGUUCUGUUCAUUAUCUUGUUUGUCCUCGUCUUCCUCACAUAAUGUCGAAAUACAUGUGACCUGAUAUUCAAUUUUUUUGCCUUUCGGAUAUAGCAGUGUUUUUUCUGCAGUUACCAUAUUGAUCCCUGUAUAAAGUAUUGGCAGAGAAUACAAUCUAUCGACGUGUUCUUGCAAAUUCUGGCAUUAGAUCC